This is a messenger RNA of Lindgomyces ingoldianus, 1446 nucleotides long. RefSeq lists its product as uncharacterized. Bases 1 to 1446 code for a protein of 481 amino acids. The transcript is spliced from 5 exons. Lineage: Eukaryota; Fungi; Ascomycota; Dothideomycetes; Pleosporales; Lindgomycetaceae. The record is from RefSeq and is a predicted model, not a curated record.
AUGGCUGGGGCUGAAUGCUUUUUGCGUCGCGAUGGGGGCGGGGCGCUCCGCAGGGUGGCGCUCGAGAAUAGUUUCAGCUCGAUGCAGGGUGAGAUUGCACCGCGCAAACAGCGAGUCUCGAGGUCUCUUGCAACCACCCGAAGACGUCCUUUAUCGGCAAUGCAAAUGAAGAGCAUGGGGUUGGCCACAGUACCGUUUAGUCAUGAGACUGAGCUCUGUUCCGAGCUCCAGCUUCAAGAGGUCGAAGGACAGAAACAAAUAACGUCGACAUCGAAACUUCUCCGCCUUCCUGGACACCCAAGAAUCUCCCUAGCCGAACUAGAUGUCCGGGACGUCCUAGAGCGUGAAAUGAUGACGCCGGAUCUGAACAGAAUGGCUCCGCAUCUAUGGUUAGUCGCCAAACCAUCGAGCGACCACUGCAAUCCUCUGCAUGAACAGGUUGUCCGCGGCCGAAACAUUGUCAUAACCGAAAAUCCGGAGCUACAUCUCUGCUGGAUCGAUAGCAAGGUGUUCAUCAAACCCAUUCCUCGAUGUCUCCUGUCGUGGGCAUUCUGGCGACACUACUUGGACGACUCAAAUGCCAAUUCGGAUCCAAAGGCGAAGGCGAAGCUGAUAGAAGCCGUCCUUGGAUACAUGCGGUCGUACAACUUUUUGGUUCGACAUGAAUCUGACUACAGGAUAGCAGUCAAGGAACAUCUCAUCCCCGUAACAGCGACGUACGAGGACUUCAUGAUAUUCAUCUCCAGUUUCGCCGAAAUCCAGGACAGCCAAGUCUCACCGCGAUAUCGGUUCGGCGAGCUACGACUGCGGAGACUGAAUCUGUGGUCUCCAUUACUCUUGAAGAAGACCUACUUCCACAAAAUUGUCUGGCAGUACGGCGACUACCUCGCGCAGUAUUACGCACCGUACCUCUUCUUCUUCGGCAUCUUCUCGGUCGUGUUAAGCGCGAUGCAAGUUGGCGUGGGCGCGAAGAAGGAUUGGCAAUCGUUUUAUGGUGUCUCAGCGUGGUUCUCGGUCGCAACUCUGAUAGUUAAUCAGCAUUCAACCAGCGUUGAACUAGUUGAGAAAGUAUCGGAAUCAAUCGCGAACUUACUCUACAGCUUCAUCCAGCGCGCUGCACGACAACCACUCUUGCUUGGAGCCAAAGUGGCCAUCACCACCUCCCUCGCCAGCUUCAGCGGGGCGCUGGACACAGACAUCACAUCACGCGCCGCCGUCAUCCACGACAACGCGGCGGCGCUGGCAUCACAGGAGGCAGAGCUGCGCAAGCGGACGGGCGCGCUGGCGGGGGAGAACGCGCGAGCUGAACAAGCUGGGGGAUGUGCAGAACUAGACGGAGGUGUUGGAGUGGGAUUUGUUGGUGCUGGAGGAGAUGGUGCGGCUGGUGGAAGAGGGCUGGAUGGGGGAAAUGCGGGCAAGUUCAAUAUAGAGGACCAACGUUAUUAA